GCGGGCACGCCCCCCGACUCGAGGCCCCCUCCGCGCUCUCUUCCACCGCCUCCUCUAGCUCUCCGGUCAGAGGGCCGGAGCGAGAAGAUGGCGAAGACGUACGAUUAUCUGUUCAAGCUGCUGCUGAUCGGCGACUCGGGCGUGGGCAAGACCUGCCUCCUCUUCCGCUUCUCCGAGGACGCCUUCAACACCACCUUCAUCUCCACCAUCGGAAUUGAUUUUAAAAUCAGAACGAUAGAACUCGAUGGAAAGAAAAUUAAGCUUCAGAUAUGGGACACAGCAGGUCAGGAAAGAUUCCGAACAAUCACAACCGCUUACUAUAGAGGAGCCAUGGGGAUUAUGCUGGUCUAUGACAUCACAAAUGAAAAAUCCUUUGACAAUAUUAAGAAUUGGAUAAGAAACAUAGAAGAGCAUGCUUCUUCAGAUGUUGAAAGAAUGAUCCUGGGUAACAAAUGUGAUAUGAAUGACAAAAGACAAGUGUCAAAAGAAAGAGGGGAGAAGUUAGCAAUUGACUAUGGGAUUAAAUUCUUGGAGACAAGUGCAAAAUCCAGUACGAAUGUAGAAGAGGCAUUUUUUACACUUGCACGAGAUAUAAUGACAAAACUCAACAGAAAAAUGAAUGACAGCAAUUCUUCAGGAGCAGGUGGGCCAGUGAAAAUAACAGAAAACCGAUCCAAGAAGACCAGCUUCUUCCGCUGUUCGCUGCUUUGAUGAACUCUUUCCUUGUGAGAGACUGCAGCACACCCAGAGGGUCCUUUCCUGCUUCCCUGAAAGCACAGGUCCCCCAACCCGAGUCACCCCGCCCAGCUGCUGCGGAGAGCACGAAUGAACUUAGACUUCUUGACAUAGAACACCAAGCGAAUUUCAGCCUAGUGGCCUCAAAAAAGAACAGGUUCCUUUUUACAAACACGGAGGCGAUGACAUGGAGACACACGCAAGACCUAACCGAUUUUUCCUUUCUUUACUGCCUGCUGCAGAAGCUGCUAUUUUUCUUUUCCACUUUUGCACAUCAUCGUUAGCUUUUUCCUCUGACAGCGUGAAGUUAGACUCCUAUCUGGCACUUUUGUGUCGUGAACCUCUAAACAAAUAUGAACACUUGGGAUGUUUAAAAGACAAAACGUUAAGCAGAGGUUGAUAUAUUAAAGGACAAUUUUAAAAAUUAAUGGGAAGGCCCGUUUAUUCAUCACAGGCCACAAUAUCUUUAUUUCUUUAGAUUCUUUAGAUUAUUUCUUUAGAUUAUUUCUUAUUUAAUUAUUUCAUUCCUGAUUUUUUUGUGUCAUCUGGGUAGCUGAAUGAAUUGCUUUUUAAAUGUAUAUCACCUCUGCCUAAUCAAUAGAAACGACAUUUGGAAAUACUAUUAUCUCACUUUUCCAGGGGUUUGUAUUUGCUAUGCUUUCUCAUGUUUGGCAUAUUUUACUUAGUUAUAUAAAACUAAUAACACAUUGAAACAGUGCUAUCUGUUUCUAUUUAUGAACUUCUUCAACUGAAAUUUUGCAUAGGUAGAAUUGUCUCAUUUAGAGUUUUAUUUUUAGCAUCACAUCAGAAUAUAUUUUUUUUCUUAGGUUCACCCUUUAGCUUGCUGGUUUUGUUGUAAUAGCCAUUUUGUACCAACAUCCCUGUCUGUAAGAGUUAACAAAAGUUAGAUUUAGAUUUUAGCAGAAAGCAUAUCUGUAGGGAGAGGGAUUAACUUGUUGAUACAAAUUUAAGAGACAAGAGAUAGUCCUAAUGAUGGUGAAAAUAAUGAUUUUUGGUUCUAUUUUUUAAAAAAAUAUGUGGACUUAGAAUAUCCUUUAGGAAAAGUCUUGACUUUUUAAUUAGAGAAAAUAUGAUCAGCAUUUUAGUUUUAAAACAGUACUUAUUGAAUAUUUAGUGCCCAGUUUCAUCCGUUUAGGUGCAUUGUGACAGAACUUUGUCCAGGCAUUUGGGCUGAAGCCUUUCUCCUCAAACACUGAUACUGGUAUUCCUAUUGUAGAUGAAACUAUCACAUUUAAAAAAAAAAAAAAUCAGUUAGCAUCAACUUAUGUGCCAAAUUCAGAUUAUAAUGUCAUUGUUGUUAUUGUAGCUUUCAGUGUCAUAACACAGAAGGGAAUAGGAUAGAGGUGACUAAGAAUGUGAAUUCUGUUUUAAUGAAUCUUUCUGUCAUGCCUGCCAAGACUGCUACCAUGCUAGUUAGUUCAGAACAGAAGAUAGAAGUGGAAAUGGUGGAAUGCUUGUUACCACAACGAUUUCUGCUUCACAUUAGGAUCUGUUGUUUAAACGCUUGGAUCAGUCAGCCUUUACUACUUGUUUUAAAACUUAGAAACAAUUUGGUGGCUACAUAUAUGCCAGAGCUAUUUUUGAUGUCUAUACUAAACUUACUGUUGACAAGUUUUAGCCUCCUUGAUUUUGUUUGUUUUGUUAGUUACAAAUAAGCUGAAAGUUACUCAUUGCUGUCCCAGUGUAAUUAGUAGUUCCGUGGUUGAAAGUUGAGUGUAAGUCUGCCAUCUUCAGAGUAGGUGCACAUAUGAAAAGAAAAAGUAAUUUCUUGGCAACAUCUUGUUUAAUUACCUGGGGAAAAAAAUCUAAGCAGUUAAGUUUUCUGGCUGGUAAUAAAGUACUUUCUAAAGGGCAAGUGCUAUGACACCAUGUAUGAAUGUAAUUCUCUUAGUAUUUACCUCUGACUAUUUGGUGUCUUAACACUUUGGUUUCUAUCUCAGGGGUUGUCUGCAAACCAAAACUGACACGUUCUGUGGUUAGUCUACAUUUUUUUUUAGCAGAACGCUUUGCUUUUGUUAUGUUUCUUCACUCUCCUUUUGUGUUCUGUAGGUAUAACUAGUCUCCAUGAACUUCUCUUUGAAAGAGCCUGUAAAAAUUAGAUGAGUCUAUAAGUGCUCCUUGAAGUAGCAGCACACUGGGAGUAUACACUCUGUUAUAUAGAAAUAAAUUGUCCUUGCUAUUUUCUUACAUUUAGCUUUGCUAAAUUGUAUAUAAUUUGAGCUAAGACCAUAGGAAAUUUACUUUCUGCAUGGUAAAAUGACCCAAUAAAUAUUUCUUUUGCUUAAUGUACAUAUAAUGCAUUAUUUUUUCUAUUUGUAGAUGGAUUUAGUGACAGAUAACUGUCUGUUCCCUGCUGAAACUGAAGAAAUCUAGUUUUUUUGUGAACAUUUUUGUGGUCUUAUGGAUAAAGGUACAUAAAGAUUUUUGCAGCAGUAUUAGUGGCUCAGUGGCUGCACUUUAUUAUCAGUAUAUUAAGUUCUGAUGAUUGGACUAGACCUUUUCAAAUAGAGUCUGAGGAUACCGGACAAUGAAAAUGUGCUGUAACUAAGUAGCAUGCAAAUCAGUUGAUUGUAAAAUGUUUCACUGGGAACUUAUUUUAGCUACAUUUUACUGCAGACAGAUUAUGACUAAUCCACCUGUGCAUCAGUUAGCAGAUGCUGCAGGGUUUCUUACUAUUUACAUGAACAUUUUGUGCAGUCUUUGUUAUAAAUUUUCAGAAGACUAUACUCAUUACUUUGAAGGACUAUUUUAAAAUUAUACCUCAUUUAGCUAACUAGUAUUCUAAUACCUGGUAUAAAAACCGUGAGCCAGCCUUUAAACAUCAACACAAUUUAGAUUAUAUGUUUUGUUUUGUUUUGAAUUGAAGGCAUCCUUGGAAAAAGGUAGGUGAUAUCUUCAUUUAGAGUAGAACAUAUAUGUUAUUCCAAUAGUGUAAAAAAAAGUAUUAUCUCCCUGCCCCGGUAAUUAAUUUAGCUGUGCAAUAUAGAUACAUUUUUGCAGAAGUUUCUAAGAGAUUAUAACACCAUUUUACUGAAAAUCUGUAUUAUGGCUUAUAAAGUUUUUCCUGUGAUCAGUAAAUGAUACAUGUAAGCAGACCUGUUUUUUAAGUUUAUGAUUUAGACUCCUUUGUAAGUAGUUCUUAAUCUUUGAAAAUGAGCUUCUAAGCUUAAAAAUUUUAAACUGUAUUUCAUUAUUUUAUUACGUUAUCUCAAAUUUUAAGCAAUCUUUUAGAUUUAUCAUUCCUUUUUCUUUGUUACAUUGAGAGCACAGAGCAAUGUCUAAAAAUGAAAUCCUUUAAUGUAAAAGGACCUAGAAAGAUAGGAUAUGCUAAUAAAAUUUCAAAUCCUAGCAAAAUUUUACAGUAGGAUUAGCCUUUCUUUAGACUGAUAAAAAUAAUGGGUGUCAUGUUCACUAUGAAAAAAUCUUAAUGAGCUAAAUGUACAGAAAUGGAAAUGAGCAGUUAUUUUAGGGAUAUUUCCAGAUUUUACUUCAUUUGAAAUGUGUGCCAUAUGCAAUUGCAUUUCUUGUUGCCAAUAUCUAGUAGAACUUUUUUUUAACCUUUAAAAAAUAUGAAUUAUGAUAGUUCAUUCCUAUGGCCUUACAGAUAGGUUUUAUUUUGUUUGCAGCUGACACUGCAGUUCCUUUAAUACAAGACACCAUAAACUAUUUGACUAAAAUCAUGCCUCAAUGGGAACUAUAUAGUUUUUCCCAAGAAUUAUCCUUCUAUGUAUGUUUAGACAUAUUUUAUUUUUUUUCUCCAGUGGCUUAAUGUGAAAAGCUCCUGCAGAUAAAAUGGACCUGUCAUGUGGUUGAUCUUGUUUAAGCCAAUUCAUUAACUAUGUACUGAUACUGAUGCUGUGGUUUUUUAAAAAAUGGAUUUUAUUCCAGGUGAACUUUUUUUUUUACAAUAAUGUUCAUC
Molecule: messenger RNA, 4675 nt
Organism: Fukomys damarensis (Damara mole-rat)
Lineage: Eukaryota; Metazoa; Chordata; Mammalia; Rodentia; Bathyergidae
Gene: Rab8b
Product: RAB8B, member RAS oncogene family
Exons: 8
Coding region: 88-711 (207 amino acids)
Biological process (GO): protein secretion; protein localization to plasma membrane; cellular response to insulin stimulus
Cellular component (GO): trans-Golgi network transport vesicle; synaptic vesicle; plasma membrane
Molecular function (GO): GTPase activity; GTP binding
Source: RefSeq, a predicted model, not a curated record